This is a messenger RNA of Miscanthus lutarioriparius, 1557 nucleotides long. The record is from the annotation of a GenBank genome assembly. Lineage: Eukaryota; Viridiplantae; Streptophyta; Magnoliopsida; Poales; Poaceae.
AUGGACGAUCCAAGAUCCAGCGCGCAACUGACGCACUCCCCUCUCCCUCGCGGCCUCACCGUCCCCAAAGCGGCAAAGCGAGAAGAAAAUAAUCCCCAAUUACCGACAUCGAACGCCGACGGCGAUGUCCCUCCGCAGCGCCAGCGCUCGGCGAGCAGCUCCCGCCUCGCCGCCUUCUGCUCGCCGCCGUCCCUCCGCCUCCCUCAUAUACUUCCAGCUCUCCCGACCCGCUUACCUUCCCCAACGCCGACGUCUUCCUCCGCCUCCACCUCGACCCUCCUCUCCCGACGACGUGGACGCCAUGCCCGACAUCGAUUGCCACCUCUCCGCCGCCUCCUCCGGAACCUUCCUCGACCUGCACGUCUCGUCUGCGUCCUCCUCCGCUCCCGCUACUUCGCCGCCCUCCUCUCCGACCGCUGGCCCACCGCCGCGAGUGGCCGUCUCUCCCUCGCGGUGGUGGCGCCCCCCUCUUGCCCCCGCCCGUUCGACGCCCACAUCCAGGUGCUCCGCCUCCUCCACACUCUCGAUUUCACGGGCGCCAUCCGCUCCCCCGGCGAUGCCCUCGACCUCCUCCCCGUCGCGCUCCUGCUCCUCUUCGACGCCUGCGUCGAGGCUUGCAUCCGCUUCCUCGAGGCCGUGCCCUGGUCCGAGGACGAGGAGGCCCGCGUCAUUGACCUGGCGCGGCUCCUCCCCGCCGAUGAGGCAGCCGACCUGCUCGCCAGGGUUUCUCCUCCCCCCGUCGCCGCUGGUCCUUCUUCCGCUGCGGGGGUGGCCGCCAGGUCGCCCUCCGAGGCGAUGCUGCACGGCCUGAUCCACUCGGCGAUCCAUGGCCACCCCGUCCACGCUGCCACCAAGGCGUUCGUAGCGAUGCUCCUUAAGGACUACCCGUCGCGGGACUGCGUCCACAAGGUGCUCGACGAGGCAUUUCAGUCGCGCCUGGACACAGUCAAGGAGCUCAUGGGGAAGUACGCAAGCCCGGACUUCAGGGUUGCGGUGGACAGUGAUGAACGCGAGGCCAUUCAGAGGCUUAACCUGCAGUCUGCGGUGUUGAACGUGAAGCAUCUGUAUUGGCUCAUCGAGAGGAUGGUCGAUCUGAGGGUGGCGGAUAAUGCGGUGAUGCUGUGGAGUGAUCAGGCUGCCCUGGCUACUGAUUUGCAGAAGUUGCUGAAUGAUGCAGACAUGUGGCGGAACAUGACGCCUGGGCUUCCAAUGCUUGUGACCAGAUGCACACUCAGGCUCUCCAAUUCAGUCAUCACUGGGGAGACUCUUGUACCUCGGCAGGUGAGGAUGAUGCUUGUCAAAAGCUGGCUCCCUGUCCUAAACGUCUGCCGGGACAUUGUUCAACCAAUGCACUUCCAGAAAUCAACCAACUGCCAAGAGCUGGAGGAGGCGUUUCUUCAGAUCAUCUCCACCUUGCCUGUCCCAGAAGCCCAGGAGUUGCUGCAGCAAUGCCUGGGGUUCUCCACCCGCAAUGUUGACGACUGCCCGCAUCUGGUCGCCGCGUUCAAGACGUGGUUCCGGCGCGCUGGCCGGCCUCCUCUGGGCGGGGAAAACUGA